Molecule: messenger RNA, 840 nt
Organism: Colletotrichum karsti
Lineage: Eukaryota; Fungi; Ascomycota; Sordariomycetes; Glomerellales; Glomerellaceae
Product: l-xylulose reductase
Exons: 3
Coding region: 1-840 (279 amino acids)
Cellular component (GO): intracellular anatomical structure
Molecular function (GO): oxidoreductase activity, acting on NAD(P)H, oxygen as acceptor
Source: RefSeq, a predicted model, not a curated record
AUGGCCACCAACGGCACUACAAACGGAACAAGAAAGUCCAUUCGGGCUCCCAACCCCCCGGUUCAGGACAGUGUCUUCAAGCAAUUCCGUCUCGACGGCCGUACUGUCAUCAUCACUGGCGGAGCAGGGGGUAUUGGGCACGAAAUCGCCAAGGGUCUCGCCGAAGCCGGCGCCAACAUCGCCAUCUGGUACCACACGUCCUCUAAAGCAGCCAACUCUCUGAUCGAGACCCUUACCAAGGAGUUCGGCGUCAAGUCAAAAUCCUACCAGGUCGAUGUCCGCAACUACAAGGCAGUAGAAGCGGCCGUAGCCGAAGCCGUCAAGGACUUUGGCCGUCUGGACGUCAUGAUUGCAAAUGCGGGAGUGCCGUCCAAGGCAGGCGGUCUCGACGACAAGGUCGAGGACUGGGACCAUGUUCGUUCGGUCGACUUCGAUGGCGCCUACUACUGCAUGAGGGCGGCGGGCCUGGUCUUCCGCGAGCAGAAGGGAGGCGUCGGCAUUAUCACGGCGUCGAUGAGCGGCCACGCCGCCAACGUGCCGCAGGAGCAGAGCUGCUACAAUGCCUGCAAGGCUGGAACCAUUCAUCUGGCCAAGUCCCUGGCUGUCGAGUGGGCUAAGUGGGGAGGCCGCAUCAACUCCGUGUCCCCUGGUUACAUCGACACAGCUAUCUCGGGCGAUUGCCCGUUCGAGAUGAAGGAGGAGUGGUUCAGCUUGACGCCGCUGCGUAGAGACGCUGACCCCAGGGAGUUGAAGGGCAUUUACCUGUACUUGGCCAGCGACGCCAGCUCAUACACGACGGGUGCGGACUUCAUUAUCGAUGGCGGUUACACCGCGAGGUAG